Messenger RNA from Spirodela intermedia, 2177 nucleotides. The record is from the annotation of a GenBank genome assembly. Lineage: Eukaryota; Viridiplantae; Streptophyta; Magnoliopsida; Alismatales; Araceae.
AUGUUUUCCAACCAUGCUGAAGUUCCAUCUUCGGAUACUGUCUUAGCUGACGCUUCAUCCUCUGGGGUAGUGGCAGGCAUAGCUAGCUUUUCAGUAGAGCCAGCUGCCACCGCUACCGUGAUCCCUACCAUGGAACCUCCUCCAAGACCGCUACCUCCCCCCCUCAUGCCUCCUCCGGGGAAGAAGUCUGCACCUCCUCCACAUCCACCGCUUCCACCGCUCAGUGUCAGACCUGGUCCUGUCCCACCACCUCCACCAAAGGUUGCCCCUGUUCCACGUCGUCUACAGGAAGGCUCGAGCUCUGUUAGACCGCCCUCAAUUCCUGGCCCAAAUCGCGCAGGAAGCAUUCGUCCAGAUCAGUCCACUGACAAUGAUGGUCCUAAGACCAAGCUGAAACCCUUCUUCUGGGAUAAAGUUCUUGCAAACCCUGAUCAGUCAAUGGUCUGGCAUCAGAUCAAUUCAGGUUCUUUCCAGUAAGUUUGUGUGUCAAUCAUUGUCAACCCUCUGCAGUAUCUACCCAAUCUAUAAGCUAGAUUAAGUUAUUCUCAUGGAUGUGCAGGUUCAACGAGGAGAUGAUAGAGACCCUCUUUGGCUAUUCUGCUGGCAAGCAGAAGAACGGGGAUGACAAGAAACCGGCAGCCAUUGACACUUCUCCUCAACACAUUCAGAUCCUGGACCCGAAGAAGUCUCAAAACCUAGCGAUCCUCCUGCGAGCCCUGAAUGUGACAGUGGAAGAAAUUCGUGAUGCACUCAUGGAAGGUGAGAUGAAGACGAUGAUCCUCCUCCGCCUGUAUUUUCCUUUUGAUUAAGGUGGAAGCUCUGGUGGCCAGAGUGAACAGGAAGGGGAUGAUCCAUCUUCUCUGUUCACCUCUCUUUGCUUCGAUUCUUCUGUGAUUUCAGGAAAUGAGCUCCCGACAGAGCUCCUCCAGACUCUGAUAAAGAUGGCGCCGACGACGGAUGAAGAACUCAAGCUUCGCCUGUACGCCGGCGAAAUCUCCUGCCUUGGCCCCGCAGAACGAUUCCUGAAGGCCCUCGUGGACAUCCCCUUCGCCUUCAAGCGCUUGGAUGCCAUGCUGUUCAUGGGUUCCCUGCAGGAAGAGAUCUCGAGCAUCAAGAACGACUUCCAAACUAUCGAGGCAUGUCUCCGUCCAGCUCUUUCUCUCUCUCUCUCUCUCUCUCUCUCAACCUCUGUCUACCCAUCUCGCCAUUGUUGCUUGGUUGUUCGUCUUCGUUGAUUUCUAUGCUAGGUAGCCUCCUGGAAGCUGAAGAGCAACCAUCCGUUCCAGAAAUUACCAUAAAGUCCAAUGAACUCAAUCAUCCUCUCUCUCCCCCUCGGACUGCUAACAACCGUUUCAGAUCUCCAUUGAUUUCCACGCCAGGCGGCCUGCGAGGAGCUGAAGAACAGCAGACUGUUCAAGAAGCUGCUGGAGGCUGUGGUGAAGAUCGGCAACCGGAUGAACGACGGCACCUACCGCGGCGGCGCCCGCGCCUUCAAGCUCGACACCCUCCUCAAGCUCGCCGACGUCAAGGGCGCCGACGGCAAGACCACUCUCCUCCACUUCGUCGUGCAAGAGAUCGUCCUCUCCGAAGGCAUCCGCGCCGACCGCCAGGCGGCGCCGCCACCCCCCGGCAGCGUCGCCACCCCCUCCGACUCCGGAGACCGCCACCGCCGCCUGGGAUUGGAGGUCGUCUCCGGCCUGCCCAGCGAGCUGGAGAACGUCAAGAAGGCGGCGCUGCUCGACGCCGACGCCCUGGCCGGCACCGCCGCUGCCCUGGGGAGAGGUCUCCUGAAGACGAGGAGCUUCCUGAACGGGGACAUGAGGAGCAUGGAGGAGGAGGGGGGGUUCCACCGGGCCCUGCGGAGCUUCGUGGAGGACGCAGAGGGCGGCGUGACGGCGCUGCUGGAGGAGGAGAAGAGGGCGGGGCUGCUGGUGAAGAAGACAGUUGACUUCUUCCACGGCGAAGCCCGGAAGGACGAGGGGCUGAGGCUGUUCGGAAUCGUGAGGGAUUUCCUCGGGAUGCUGGAGAAGGCUUGCAGGGAGGUCAGAGAAGCUCCGGCCACGGCGGCGAGGGUUGACCCAGAGAGAUCAACGGCGGGUCCGAGGCGGCAGCGGCCUUUCCCGUCGAUCCGCGGGGGGCGGGCGGAUUCCUCCAGCUCGGACGAUGGGAGCCCCUAG